AGAACGAAAUAAAACCUUGUGCGGUUGCAAAAUCACUUUGACAAUUCUAUAGAGAUAAAAACAAAGGGCAAACGAAACGCGUAUUAAAUAAAAGCAGAAAUAAUCAAAAUUAACAUAUUCUGCAGAGGCCGUUGCAGUAUGUACAAUUUGAGUACGUGACGUCACUAGCCAAAAAUUACUGUUACGCACAAUCUAUAAUCGUCCAUUGUCCUGCAGUGUGCCAUAAUGCCGUUGACCGCUCAAUUUGUGCGCAAUUUGCAGCGUUUCCGGCUCGUGACCUUUGACGUAACGGAUACGCUACUCCGGCUAAAAGAGCCAACCAAACAAUACGCCGAAACGGCAGAACAAUGCGGAAUAACCGGCAUAAACAAGGCACAGCUGGAACGCUGCUUUCGGCAACAAUUCAAAUUGAUGAGCCGAACGCACCAGAAUUUUGGCCGCUGUACGCCGGACAUGAGCUGGCAAUCCUGGUGGCUGCAGGUGGUCAUCAACACGUUCACCUGCAUGGACGCCAGCCUGUCCAAGGCCAAGCUGCAAACUGUCGCCGAGCAGCUGCUGGUCAUCUUUCGCACCAGCGCCUGCUGGACGCACAUCGAGGGCGCCACGGAUUUUGUGCAGCACGUUCGCGAGGCCGGCAAAUGUGUGGGCAUCAUAUCCAAUUUUGAUCCCUCACUGCAUCAGGUGCUGAGCGCCAUGGGCUUCAAUGACAAAUUCGAUUUCAUACUCAACUCGUACGAUGCCGGCGUCAUGAAACCGGAUCCGGCCAUAUUUCAACUGGCGCUCCAGGGCCUUAACAUAGCGCCCGACCAAGCGCUGCACAUUGGCAAUCAAUUGGACAUGGAUUACACGGGCGCACGCAACAGCGGCUGGAGCAGUCUGCUCGUCCAGCCGAAACAGCCGGCGCCGGCGUCGGCGCCGGAGCCAGGCGAUCCGGCCAGGCACACGUACGCCAGCCUCGCCGAGAUGCUGCUGGCGCUCGAAACGCAGGCGAUAGCCUGGUGAACAAAAAAUACACGAAAUCGAAUCCAAAUCUCUGUUCUAUUAUUUGAUUGGUCAAAAGUACGUACGUUAUUCGAGAGUUCACUGUACAUAAUUAUAGUAAUCAAUCUGUGACAUGGAUCAGUUUUUAAAUGAUCUGAAUUCAAUUCAAAAAGUACUUGCCAAACAACUGAAUCUUAUUUCUGUUGCUAAGCAAUUA
Messenger RNA from Drosophila montana, 1198 nucleotides. RefSeq names its product rhythmically expressed gene 2 protein. The transcript has a single exon. Gene Ontology annotation, cellular component: nucleus. Bases 226 to 1002 code for a protein of 258 amino acids. Lineage: Eukaryota; Metazoa; Arthropoda; Insecta; Diptera; Drosophilidae. The record is from RefSeq and is a predicted model, not a curated record.